Messenger RNA from Homarus americanus (American lobster), 366 nucleotides. Its product is annotated as G-box-binding factor-like. NCBI's taxonomy places the organism in Eukaryota, Metazoa, Arthropoda, Malacostraca, Decapoda, Nephropidae. The annotation marks the transcript as partial. The transcript has 2 exons. The record is from RefSeq and is a predicted model, not a curated record.
AUGGCAGCAGCAACAGAUGUCAAAAUUAUAGGUGAACGAACACGGCAGCAGCAACAGAUGUCACGAAUACAAGCAAACGAACGGUGGCAGCUUAAAGAGAUGUCACAAAUACAGAUGAGAGGACACUGUCAGCUGAAACAGGUGUCACAAGUACAGAUAAACAAACGUCAGCGGCAGGAACAGGUGUCAGAAAUACAGGUGAAGAGGCACUGGCAGCAGCAACAGAUGUCACAAAUACAGGUGAACAAGCACUGGCAGCAGCAACAGAUGUCACAAAUACAGGUGAACAAGCACUGGCAGCAGCAACAGAUGUCACAAAUACAGGUGAACAAGCACUGGCAGCAGCAACAGAUGUCACAAAUACAU